Messenger RNA from Microthlaspi erraticum, 546 nucleotides. The record is from the annotation of a GenBank genome assembly. NCBI's taxonomy places the organism in Eukaryota, Viridiplantae, Streptophyta, Magnoliopsida, Brassicales, Brassicaceae.
AUGAAUUGGGCUCUGAAACACACAUUCACCACUGCUCAAGUUUCACGUAAACUAAAGCAACUUGGCCUUCCUCUCCCUCUUGGUAAGAAAUCUAAAGCUGGCAUGAUGCUGAGAGAUGACCAUGAUGAUUCCUCACAAGAUGACUCUGACAACGAAACAUUAUCAGCAUUCAAGAAGAGGAAGAGCAGAAAAAGCGAGAAGAUCGAGAAGCACAUGAGAUCAAACAAUGAGAUCACUCCAGAAAGUUCUGAAGACAAGACAGAACGGAAUGAAACUAGUCCACAUAUGCCUAGCAAUGGCAAAGAUGAGGACGCUGAUCAAAACCACAUCACCGGGCAAAGUAAAGAAUCUCAAACAGAUGUUCAUAUCAGCGCCAACGCUCCUUUUACUUCAUCUCCAGAAGAUCCAAAUCUUCUAUCUGAUCACGAACUGGAGGAUGAUGAGUUGGCAGAUUCCCGUGAGGACGUCACACCUAUUUCUGCGUCUCUUACUCAAAGUCCGCUUAGCAGAAGGAAACUGAAGAUGGUAUUUGAUGAGGACCAUUGA